CAGAAAGGAAACGAACCAAAAUAGACCCUGCCAAUUGCCAUAACCCAGAAAGGAUAACACAAGAUAUUUAUUUCUAUCAAUCAAAACCUCUCUGAGCUUCUCUUCUCCAAAACCUUGAAAUUUUUAAAUUAAAGUUUUUCCAUCCUUAUAAUUCAUCCUUCUCUUCUCAAAACUUGGCAGAUUCAAUGUCGUUUGGCUUUCCAUAAAUUACUCCUUUUUCUCCAUUAUAGGAAAAGAGAAAAUGAACAUGCCGGCGGUUUGUCGUGUUAGUAUUCUUUCCGUGUCACCACAGUGUAGUUCGUGCUGUUACAAUCGGCUCCAGCCUUUGCUUUCUUCCCCGUCAGCUGGUCCUCUGAAACAUAGUAUUAAUUUUCCUACUAGAAACUCCUUAAGAUUUGUCGCUCGCAAUAAAGGAAGCUUUCUUUGCAGAUCGACUGAACCGGAUAAAAGUGACGACAAGGAUGAAAAUUUGGACAAGGAAGCGGAUGGGGUAAAUCUGAAUGACUCUGUAGCAGAUAAGAGUCUUGAGCUGAACUCUCGAACUGAUCAGGACAAGGAUCAAACAAUGGGGAUGUUGGAGAAUCCAAGUCUAGAAAAUAAUAAUGGAGCUCAAGUGAAUGAACAGCCUCGAGUUGAGGAUGGUACUGAGGUUCAAGUUGCGAGUGGAUCACCUCUUCCAGGUGUGAAGGUGCCUCUGCAACUUGAUGAAUCAACCAGGAUUCCCAAGGAAACAAUUGAAAUUCUCAGAAAUCAAGUUUUUGGUUUUGACACCUUUUUUGUUACAAGCCAGGAGCCAUAUGAGGGUGGAGUAUUAUUUAAAGGGAAUUUACGAGGACAGGCUGCAACAGCUUAUGAAAAAGUAUCAAAGAGAAUGCAGGACAGACUUGGAGAUGUAUAUAAACUUUUUCUUUUAAACAAUCCAGAGGAUGAUAAGCCUGUGGCAGUUGUGGUCCCAAGAAUGACCCUGCAACCUGAAACUACAGCUGUUCCAGAAUGGUUUGCAGCGGGGGCCUUUGGACUCGUUACAGUAUUCACUUUACUUCUUCGCAAUGUGCCGGCUUUACAAUCGAACUUGUUAUCAGUUGUUGACAAUCUUGACCUGUUGAAGGAUGGAUUACCUGGAGCUCUCAUAACUGCCUUUGUUCUGGGGGUUCAUGAAGUUAGCCAUCUUUUAGUUGCCAAAGAGGUUGGCGUUAAGCUCGGCGUUCCAUAUUUUGUUCCUAGUUGGCAGAUAGGCUCCUUUGGUGCUAUAACAAGGAUUGUAAAUAUUGUACCAGAGCGUGAAGAUCUCUUGAAAGUUGCAGCAGCUGGACCAUUAGCUGGGUUCUCGGUGGGCCUUAUUCUUUUGCUUUCAGGAUUCAUCUUACCACCUACUGAUGGCAUUGGCAUCAUCGUCGAUCCCUCUGUGUUCCACGAAUCAUUUCUAGCUGGCGGUAUAGCCAAGCUUCUUCUAGGAGAUGCUCUCAAGGAAGGAACUCCUAUAUCAGUAAAUCCGCUUGUCAUAUGGGCCUGGGCUGGACUUCUCAUUAAUGCUAUCAAUAGUAUUCCUGCAGGAGAGCUCGAUGGUGGCCGGAUUGCCUUUGCCAUGUGGGGUAGAAAGGCUUCAGCUCGCCUCAGUUCGUUAUCUAUUGGGCUUCUCGGGAUAUCUGCAUUGUUUAGCGAUGUAGCAUUCUAUUGGGUAGUGCUAAUAUUCUUCCUCCAAAGAGGGCCUAUCUCUCCACUAUCAGAAGAAAUCACUGAUCCUGACAAUAAAUACAUAGCCCUUGGAGUUGUAGUUCUGCUCUUGGGCCUGUUGGUUUGCCUGCCAUAUCCCUUUCUCUUCUCUAAUGAAGCUGCCACUGGUUUCUAGACCAAAGUAGAUUCAACAUGUUUUUGGCUCUUGGUUUACAUUAAUUAGUUAAGUAAAUAAAUUGUGCACGGAAGAUGUCACUCUCUUUUAGUUGUCUCGGCAGUUUAGAUUGUAGAAUUCCAUUGAUGCAAAAUGAUAUAACACUAGUUUUGCCUCCAAAAUCUGGGUAAAAUGUAUAAUCUGGAGAUGUAGGAUUUCGCAAGCCGCCAAUGAUCUUGUGUUAUUACUUCAGAGGAAAAGAACUGAUACACUUGUGUAAAUUUAUGCACUAUAAAAAGAUAUGAGAGGUUUCUUUUUCCCUUU
This is a messenger RNA of Nicotiana tabacum (common tobacco), 2152 nucleotides long. Its product is annotated as putative zinc metalloprotease EGY2, chloroplastic. Gene Ontology annotation, biological process: proteolysis. The record is from RefSeq and is a predicted model, not a curated record. NCBI's taxonomy places the organism in Eukaryota, Viridiplantae, Streptophyta, Magnoliopsida, Solanales, Solanaceae.